This is a messenger RNA of Rosa chinensis, 546 nucleotides long. RefSeq names its product CEN-like protein 1. Lineage: Eukaryota; Viridiplantae; Streptophyta; Magnoliopsida; Rosales; Rosaceae. The record is from RefSeq and is a predicted model, not a curated record. Gene Ontology annotation, biological process: flower development; vegetative to reproductive phase transition of meristem.
AUGGAAACCCUAACUCUUGGAAGAGUGGUAUGAGAGGUUGUGGACAUGACGUUCACCCCAACUGUGAAAAUGGAUGUAAUUUACAGUUGCAACAAACAAGUAUCUAAUGGCCAUGAGAUCAUGCCUUCUAUCAUUACUGCUAAGCCUCGCAUCGACAUCGGAGGUGAAGAUAUGAGCGCUGCUUAUACAUUGAUUAUGACAGACCCUGAUUUCCCAAGCCCCAGUGAUCCAUACUUGAGAGAACAUCUCCACCAGUUGGUGACAGACAUUCCUGGUACCACUGAUGUCUCCUUUGGAAGAGAAGUUGUGGAGUAUGAAACUCUGAAACCGGUGGUGGGGAUUCACCAUUACGUGUUCUUGCUGUUCAAGCAAGCUAGAGGAAGGCAGACGGUGAGAGUUCUGGCAUCGCGGGACAACUUUAACACAAGACAGUUUUCACAAGGGAAUGGUCUUGGCCUGCUUGUAGCUGCUGUCUACUUCAAUACACAAAGAGAGAUUACUACCAGAAGAAGAUUUGGAAUUUUUGGAAUUCAAAUUAAAAAGUAA